This is a messenger RNA of Mya arenaria, 2934 nucleotides long. RefSeq lists its product as uncharacterized. Gene Ontology annotation, cellular component: cell-cell junction. The transcript has 9 exons. The coding region runs from base 687 to 2771 and encodes 694 amino acids. The record is from RefSeq and is a predicted model, not a curated record. Gene Ontology annotation, biological process: cell-cell adhesion. Gene Ontology annotation, molecular function: cell adhesion molecule binding. NCBI's taxonomy places the organism in Eukaryota, Metazoa, Mollusca, Bivalvia, Myida, Myidae.
CGUCCAUUUUUAAUAUAAGCAUAUAAAACUUUAUACGAAUAUACGGAAAUUAUUUAAAGGCUUCAUAUCACACAUACUUGUUUAUCAGUUGAUGUAAAGUAUCACAAAUAACUUUGUUCUGUAAUAAAUGAAACUGAAAAUAAAUGAAUGGAAUACGACAAUAACUCCAACAUAAUGCAUAAAUGUGAAAAAUAUUAUUGAAAUCAUCAUUUGAAACGGUAUAACCACAUCCUGUUAUGAAGGCUCACACACUCAAAAUUGAAGAAGAGAUAUUAAUUUGCGUUACUUCCUUCUGAACAACACUUAUGCUUAAGUGCUGGUCAAUUGUUUCAGUAACGAAGACGAAAAAUCUGAAAUGAGUGACAUGACCUACUUCAACGAAUGUUAUGAAACAAUUGAUUGUUUUCCCGUGACCUAUGAGACGUUAACAAUCACAUAUUGUAGCAAAUAGAGUAAGGGAUAAUAACAUAUCUUAACAGUGUUAAGGACAACAUUUAGUUUUCAUUUAGGUUAAUGUCACGACAACAAUUUAGCUUUGGGUUGUUUUACCAAUGAACUUGAAUAUAAAGUGUUAAAACUUUCUGUGAACACAUUCGUGAAUGUUUAGUGUCCAUGCCGUUACCUUAUUAUAACUUUAGUUAUAGUUGUUUUGCUCUAGUGUGGAAGGCUACUGUUCGGAUUUCACGAUGGACUACAUAGUUGUUUCUGCUUUAAUUCUACUGUAUCUUAUAAAAGGUGGUGAGGCUAAUGUUUGCGGUAAUCUGGCAUAUCUUAAGCCUGCAUUUCAAUGGAGAAAUGUGACUUUUGUGUUCAAACCGGACAAUUACCAAAGCGAACUGACUCCAAUUUUGAAAUUCGGAAGACCCAACUCACAAUUAAACGCAUACAUUACUGCUCCAACCAAUAAAGUGUACCACAUCGUUUUCAACACCUCUGCGGACUCUACAAACUAUCACAAUACAUACUUUUUGGUCAGUUAUGGUCAAUGCGUAUCAAAUUGGGAACUCCUACAAUUAGAAGCUCUCUCUGAUUGCGGAUUUUUGUACAUUCGGACCAAGGUGAUUACCGCAGGAGGUACUGUCGAGUUGGGCUACUUCCCCACUAAAGCCGUAUUAAACACAAAGGUUAGUUAUGUUCGCCAAUGGUAUAACGCCACCUCCUCCUCGGAUAUGCAAUUAUCAGAUGUUCGCUUUUCUGAGAGGGAGGAUCCAAACUGGGAGUUUGUACUGACAAUACAAAACGUAAACCGAUGGAUGACUGGAAACUACAGUGUGAGAUGUACAGAGGGCCGGACUGACAGGAACACGUGGCCUCACGGGAACAAAUUUACAAAUCCCGUUGAAAUAGCCCUUAUUGUUCCAUCAGGUAAACCUUCGCUUCAUUCCUAUAAACAUACUUCUGAAUGUGAAGAUUGCUUAGUCGGGAUUGACGGUAAGGAUCUAGGCAAUCAUAUUUACUGUCAUACAAUCGGCGGAACGGUUCCAACAAUCUAUGUAGGAGAGAGCAACGUAACCGUACACUAUGUUAGUAAUGAUAAGUACCGCCCGUCCACGUAUGUUGCGAGUGAAGAUGACCACAUGAAAGUCGUUACAUGCAGCGUCUUCAAUGCAGCUAUGCCAGCGCCACUAUAUACAAGUUCCAAACUUUACGUCGCUGUGGAGCCAGAAAAAGCAGUUCUCAAUGUACCUGAACUAAAGGAAGGGGACCCUGCUAACAUUACAUGCACUUCCAAGGGAGGGAGACCGUCGUCGACAUUGAGUCUUAUGUUAAAUGCGACCAACAUUUCUUCAAUAGCGAGCACUACAACCAAUUAUAACGAAGAUUUAAGAAUUUACACCACACAGAUUGGUUUAAAUGCAAGUGCCGAAAGAGAUUGGCAUUCUAUGGAAGUCGAAUGCUACCGACAUACGCACCUUUUUGGAGACUACAUGACAGGAAAGGAAACAAUAAAUUGUAGAUAUCCACCUUCAGAGAUAUUUCUAGAGGAACCAGAUAUACCUACCAAACUUCAAAACAUCUACCAUCUCGUCUAUACCUGUAGGGUAAAAGACUUUAACGACGAUUGCAGCUUACAGUGGACCUCAGAUAAUCCUUCGCUUCUAAAGAAUAAAAAUCCUGAAAAGAACACGAGUGUUAAAUCCAUCAUGUCCAUACUUAACGUAUCUGUCACCAAGGAGGACUUUGGCAAUGUGCUUGUUUGCAGUGCUGUUUGUUCAAGCUUUCAACGUAACAUCUCGAAAUCAAAUAUUGUAGUGGUGCCUUAUUUUCCAGUGUUGUCACUUUCAGUUGGAAAUGAACUAUUUUUACAUAAAGAUGAGUCAAAGACUGUAACCUGCAGUGCUAAAAGUUAUCCUCUUGCAGACAUUGUAUGGUCAAGUGAGUUCUCAAAACCCCUUCGUACGUGUCGAAAGAAUGCCACUUGCACUCUUUCUAUUGAACAUAUUUCUGUCGAUGAGCGACACACAUAUACUUGCAAGGCAUCAACAGAGUUCGGAAAUGCCAGUUCUUCUUUCGUUGCAAUCGGUACAGGUAAACAUGAGAAACAGGGAAUAAAAGAAACAGAAAGUGCAUCUCCGUUACCAUGGAUUGCUGCGGCAGUCGGAUGUCUCAUACUAAUUAUCGUAACUGCCGGGUCGGUGAUCGUCGUUAGGAAAAGAAUAUUCAAAAUGGUAAGUAAAUAUACAUUACAUUUUCUCUGUGUAGUACAUCAACAUCUAUUUUACCAAUCGCUUUCAAAUUCAAUGUCAUUAAAUAAUGUAAUACUCCGCUAAAUAAGCUAAGUACCACAUGAAGAAAUUAAUAUAUCUCAAUACGUGUAAAAGGUUAUUUAUUACAUUCAAGUUAAUUUAGUGCGUGUGUGCGUGUGUGUGUGUGCGUGCGUGCGUGCGUGCGUGCGUGCGUGUGUGUUAAUAUUACUCCUUCGAGUAGCAUAAC